UUUGUCUCCUCCUCUGUAAGAUCAAAGCCAGAGAAAUCUCAAAAAGUUCACAGCUGGUUUUCUGCAUUUUUUUUCUUCAUCUUCUUGUUAAAUUAGUGAACUGAAUUGCUAAAAUGUGGUUCGAAAAGCUCCGAGCUGUGGUUCAAGCUUUGACCAAACCAUCAAGAUGGAAGAGAGCUGUUAAGUGCAAGAAACUGAUCAAGCAACUUCAGAAUCAUGUAAGUAUCCAGAGGAACAGAAAAGAAUCAAUGGUAAGGCAGUCUCGUGCCGACGUUGCUCAGCUUCUCCAGAAUGGACAGCUCCAGAAAGCACUAUACAGGGUUGUGCAGCUGUAUAAGGACCAGCAGCUAUUGUGUGCAUAUGAUAAGAUUGAACAUUUCUGUGUGCAUAUCAUGACUAACAUCUCCCAUGUCAACAAACAGAGUUCCUGGCAAUUGUUGCCCAUUGAUGUUGGUGAAGCAUUGUCGAGUCUAAUAUUUGCUGCCUCAAGAUGUGGAGAAUUGCCUGCGCUGCAUCUGAUCCGAAGUCUGUUUAAAGAACGUUUUGGUUCUGAAUUUGAGGGGGUCAAUGUGCAAUUACGUCCAGGAAACCUUGUGAAUUCUCAGAUGAAGCAGUACCUCUGCAUAAAAUCUGUCCCGGAUGAUGAGAAAUUGAAUUUGAUUAAUGAAAUAGCCAAAGAAUACAAUCUUCGUCUCGUGUUUCAGGAUUCUAAGGCCCAGGAUUACAGUCUCUCAGAGCAGAAAGCUGAAGUUCUGGAUUUGGAAAUCAAGGAGGUUGGCAGUGAUACUGACGAGUGUUCGACGCAGGUGGCUAAGUUGCCAACUCUCGGGAAGGUUAUGUCACCUUGGUUGAUGAACAAGCAGGAAAAUCAUUCAACCAGAACUUCUGUGGACAGUACAUCUCAAAUUUAUGAGACAUCCAUUGUCUAUCUUGAUGAUUUGGAGGAGAAGAAGAUUGGUAGAGAAGUGCAUCAUGGUCUGAAUCCCUCAGGCAGAAGUAGAAGUUCCGAGAAUAAUGCCAAAAGAAAUUGCAGAAAUUCCAUGGUUCCUGGAACUCCGCAUUGCCAUUCCAUUACACAAGAUCAGCGGAGAAGAAAUAAUUGCGGUAUGCUGGUAAAAGAUCACAUUUCUUGGGAUGGUUCAAUGGAUAAGAUGAAUGCGCAAAAAGGGAAUCAUGCUUGUUCACCAAGUUAUGUGCACCCAAAGCUCCCAGAGUAUGACACUGUAGUAGCUAAACAGAAGAAUCUCGAGGCCGAGUACAGGCAGCACAAAAACAUUUCAUUAUUGCUAAACCGUUAAGAGGAUGUAGUAGGUAGUUAGCAUCAUAGUUGUUGGCAUUCUAUAGUCAAUGAAUGCAAUAUGACUUG
Molecule: messenger RNA, 1366 nt
Organism: Rubroshorea leprosula
Lineage: Eukaryota; Viridiplantae; Streptophyta; Magnoliopsida; Malvales; Dipterocarpaceae
Source: the annotation of a GenBank genome assembly